Messenger RNA from Priapulus caudatus, 1482 nucleotides. Its product is annotated as monocarboxylate transporter 3-like. The record is from RefSeq and is a predicted model, not a curated record. NCBI's taxonomy places the organism in Eukaryota, Metazoa, Priapulida, Priapulimorpha, Priapulimorphida, Priapulidae. The transcript has 5 exons. Gene Ontology annotation, biological process: transmembrane transport. Gene Ontology annotation, molecular function: transmembrane transporter activity. Bases 1 to 1482 code for a protein of 493 amino acids.
AUGAACACCCAAGAUACCGAAGAACACCAGGAGACCGCCACAGAAAAUGCAGAAGCCGUUGGGAGACCGGGAAAGAUAGCGAGAACUGUUCCGUCACACACCGACCACGGCUGGGCGUGGAUGGUGCUGAUCGGCGCUUGCACGAACGCGUUCAUACUGUCGACUGCGGCAUCUAGUUUCUCCGUAAUGCUCGCUGAAUUCUUCAUCGUGUUCGACGCUAAGCGCAGCAUGAUUGUGCUCAUAGGAUCGCUACAAUACGGAGUCUCCUUGAUGUUAGGACCCGCAUUCACCCGCCUGGCCGGGGAAUACAGCUACCGGGUGAUAGUGAUGACAGGAGGGAUGCUGGCUACGGGUGGCAUGUGUCUCAGCUACGGAGCAGUAGAGCUGAGGACCCUGAUAGGUGCAUAUGGCCUGUUGACAGGUUCGGCGCAUUUUGCACGCGUGCGCAUCGACUUCGCGGCACUUCGUUACUUAGAAGCGUUUUUAGAACGCUUCCAUUGCAACGCGAAUCGGCUGCAAGAGGGCGCUGUCAAUCAUUUCAUACGGAUAGGCUUUGGCGCAGGAAUGAUAAAUUCCCCAUCGAAAGUUAUUAAUGGGUCGUACUUUAAUAAGAAACGCUCGCUGGCAAACGGACUUGUGAGCAUAUCUACCGCCGUUGGCUCUCUCGUUGGUCCUCUACUGUGUAUCAAACUCCUUGAGAUGUACACCUGGCAUGGCACACUCAUCAUUCUAGCCGGCAUCUAUCUACAAACGGUAGCAGCCAGCGCCCUCUUCCGGCCAAUACCAAAAGCAGCAAAGGAGACGCAACGCAAACGCGGCAGCAGCAGAAGUACCCAGCUAACGAUGCCGAUCACCGAUCUGAUAAAACUCGGAGUUCACUGUCUGAGUAAUGUCGCCAUGGGCGUCAGCGCGUUCAUAGUGAUGACAUUCUGGGUGCUGUACGGCAUGUCGCAGGGCUUCAGCUUCACUCGGGCCGCUCAGAUGAUGAGCGUGCUCGGGGGCAGCAGCGUCCUCGGUGGCUUCAUCGUCGCCGCUACGGCCGACAGACAGUGGUUCCCGCGACACGUCGUCUUCGUGCUGGCGACGCUCGCGAUCUCGCUCUUCAACUUCGCGUUUCUGUUCGCUCGCGAUCUCUGGGUUUACGCGCUCUGCUGCGUGUUGUGCGGAUGUAGCGUCGGCGUCAGAACAAGCAUGGAGACGACGAUACUUGUUGACCUGUUCGGCAUCCAGCAUCUGUCGAUCGUACAGCCCAUCUACUCGCUGUGCUUUGGACUGGGAGCUUUCGUCGGGCCGCUAACAGCGGGUACUCUGUUGGACUACACUGACAAUCUAAAGCUUGUUGUCAUUCUUUGUGGAAGCGCGUCUGCUGUGGGCGCAGCGUUGCUGAGUGGCGCCCUCUACAUUGACUACGGACAGAAACGCACGAGGCGGGAAGCACCCAGGCAUGGGGCGUCUAGUACAGUCGAAACCAUUUUCGAUUAA